Molecule: messenger RNA, 2824 nt
Organism: Sinocyclocheilus rhinocerous
Lineage: Eukaryota; Metazoa; Chordata; Actinopteri; Cypriniformes; Cyprinidae
Gene: ro60
Product: Ro60, Y RNA binding protein
Exons: 9
Coding region: 1-1497 (498 amino acids)
Cellular component (GO): ribonucleoprotein complex
Molecular function (GO): RNA binding
Source: RefSeq, a predicted model, not a curated record
AUGAAGACUGAAGGAGCCACCUACAGCACCAGAGAGUGUGCUCUGGGCAUAGAGAGCGCCCUGGCCCUGAUGCAGCUCAUCGAGGGGGGACGGGGCUGUGAGGUGGUGGAGGAGAUCAGACGCUCCAAUCUGGAGGGCCGCGCUGUCCGUGCCAACCCCAGCCUCUUCGCCCUGGCUGUCUGCUCGCAGCACGCCGACUGCAGGACCAGGCAGGCCGCCUUACGGGCGCUGAAAGACCUGUGUCGGACGCCCGCGCAGCUCUUCACAUUUGUGCAGUAUAAGAAAGAGCUGAGACAGGGCUCUGGGAUGUGGGGCCGGGCUCUGCGGAGGGCCGUGACGGACUGGUACAACAGCCAGGACGGGAUGAGCCUGGCGCAAACCGUGACCAAGUGCAAGCACAGAGUGGGCUGGUCCCACCAGGACCUCCUCAGGCUGUCCCACAUGAAGCCGGCCAAUGACACUGUUGCAGUUGUUUGCAAAUACAUCACGCAAGGCUGGAAAGGGGUUCAGGAAGCGUAUGGUGAUAAAGAGACCUCCGAGGAUGUGCAGAAGGUUUUUGCGUAUCUGGAGGCUGUGGAGAAAGCCAAGCGCUGCACUGAUGAACAGGAGCUCAUUCAUCUCAUUGAGGAGCAGAGGCUGGAGAAAGAGCAGAUCCUGACCAACCACCUCAAGUCCAAAGAGGUAUGGAAAGCAUUGCUGAAAGAGAUGCCCAUGGCUGUUUUAUUGAAGCAUUUGGGGAAACUGACAGCAAACAAGGUUCUGGCAGCAGGAAGUGCGGAUGUUGCAGCUGUUUGUGAGAGGAUUCAGGAUGAGACGGCUCUGAAAAAGGCAAAAACACACCCGUUCAAGAUUCUUGUGGCGUCUGAAAACUAUAAGAGAGGUCAUGGGAAGCGUAGCAAACUGAAAUGGGAUCCGGACAGAGACAUUGUUCAAGCCCUGGACCUCGCCUUCAGCAAAAGUAGUUCAACUGUGGAGCCCACAGGCAAGAGGUUUCUGGUGGCAGUGGAUGUAAGUUCUUCUCUGAGCAGCGUGACUCACGGCAGCUCCAUCAGCACUGUGGCAGUGGCAGCGGCCAUGUGUUUGGUGAUUGCACAGACGGAGCCAGACGCACAGAUUGUGGUUUUCUCUGAAGGAAGCGUUCGUCCCUGCGCUGUCUCUUCUGAUAUGACAUUUAUGCAAGUAGCAGCACAGCUCAUCCAGACACCUGGUGGCAGCACAGACUGUGCCUUACCCAUCACCUGGGCCUCAGAGAAUGAUAAAUCUGUGGACGUCUUCAUCAUUUUCACUAAUAAUCAAACGUUUGGGAGGAAAAAUCCAGCAGACACACUGAAGACGUAUAGACAAAAAAUCGGUUUAUUUUCCAAACUGAUUGUGUGCGGAUUGAUUGCCAACUCCUUGUCCGUCGCUGACCCUGAAGACCGCGGCAUGCUGGACAUCUGCGGCUUUGACUCGCAAGCAGUUGAUGUCAUCCGUAACUUCGCACUCGAUGUCAUUUAAAAGCUGUUUGUUUUGUAGCAUGCAGUCAGUUUUCUGAAAGGACAAUGAGACAUGGAUGCGACCCACAUCAACAUGCAAAAAAAUUUUCAACAUUUUAAUUUGGAAAUCAUGUUUUUGCAGUUUAGAAUGGAGUCCAAAUCUAAUUGAAUAUCCAGCAGGCUGGAGUAGUUGCAGUGAAAAUCACGGAGAGCAAAUUCACAAAAUGACGAUUAUGUUUACUGAUAUUCAUUCAGUAUACUCUAUGUUUUUAACCUGGUCCAGUGAAAUAAUGCGAAUUUCUGAGAAGAGCAUAGCUGAAGUACAUGUUUUUGUGUCUCUGACCUUCAUUGGAAGUAAUGUACUAUAUUUUUAGAGGCCUGUGUCUCCACUCAUGUUAUUUUCUGUGUCAUGAGAUGCUAUAAAAAUAUCACACAUCAAGCUGAAAGUGCUCCUUAGGUCUUCCACAAAAAUCAGAGAGAAAUAUAAAGCAAAAUCCAUUUGCGAGGGCAUUGAAAUGGAAAUCGAGCAAUCUGAUGUUCUCUGAAACCCGUGUAGCCUAAAUGACUAGACUCAUCGGUAAUGUUUUAAUGUUGAAAUACCUCAAGUGUUCUGUGGUCCAGUAACUAUUUGAUAUACGAUCGCAAAUAACCAUUUAUUAUGAUUCAAGAGAGGCUUGACACUUAAGUCUGUUUAAGACUUACCUGAAUAUUUAGCAGUUUGCUCUUUGGCACACUUUUGAUGAACUAAAUAACAUUUCAGAAUUGUGAAAACGAGGUGAAUGGAUUGAAUUAUAGCGCUUGUUAAUGGAUCUUGCUUCUAGAUUCAUUUUAUAUGUGUAGAAAGUUACUUUUUUUGCAUUUUCUUUUGCUCUUUGUGCCUCUUAGUGUCAAAUCGAGGUUAUAAGUUUGCUACUGCUGCUAGGAUGAUUAUUACAUGAGGAAAAAGUAGGCACAAACUAACAAACACUAAAACUUCUGUAGACAAUUACAUCCUGUUCCUUUUGAGAUACAGUACUGAAUGUACCUAUUUGUGUAAUAUUACAGAUAAUUUAGAUCUAAAAUUCUUGAAUUAUGGGAUAAUAAAUAUGACCGAUAAUGAAAGGCUGUGCUCUCAUGGAUGUUACAAAAUUGGGAUACAAAUUUAAAUUUAUUUGCCACGUUUUUAUUGAAUUUGUUGUUAUACUGUAGUUAACAUGAUAGCAAGUUACCAAAGUUUAUUUAAUUUUUUAAUAUAUAUUGCUCAAUACAUUUGUUUCAUAAGGUGACCUCAUAAAGUUUAUUAACACUAUUAAAAUAAUAAUAAAAUAGUCUUUGAAGCCAAAAAUGCUGUUCAAAUUUAUACUUCACAU